This is a messenger RNA of Austrofundulus limnaeus, 1240 nucleotides long. It is a transcript of the gene snorc, whose product is annotated as secondary ossification center associated regulator of chondrocyte maturation. The coding region runs from base 237 to 587 and encodes 116 amino acids. The transcript is spliced from 3 exons. Gene Ontology annotation, biological process: cartilage development. NCBI's taxonomy places the organism in Eukaryota, Metazoa, Chordata, Actinopteri, Cyprinodontiformes, Rivulidae. The record is from RefSeq and is a predicted model, not a curated record.
CACACACACACACACACACACACACACACACUCAGCUAUGUGACCAGUUCAGGGUUGGAUUUUUUUCCCCCCCAACAAACUGCACACUGUCCUGUCCACAUCUCGUCCAGCCCCCUUCCCCUCCUCACCCCACGGCCGCCUCACCUUUCUCCCGCUCCUUUUUCCCAGGGUCAGCUGCUCGUUAGAAGUCGCUGCUCGAGGAAGACCUCUGGAGACCCUCAUCCUUCUCGACCACCAUGGUGCCCAGCAGCUUCUGCAGAGUCGUCCUGUUGCUGCUCCUCGGCCUCCUGGUCGUCUUUGUGCAGACAGAGAUGGUGUUAAACCCCUCCUUAACCAGCAGGGACCACCAGGACACCAUGUCUGGAGACCCACCUGUUGAGGGUACCACCAGAACCCCGGUCCUGGGCUUCACGGAUCACCCCGUCACCGAGGACUACGAGGACGCCACCCUCUCCCAGACCCUGGAGGUGGACGAAGGAGUUCUGGGGCCAGGGGCCAUCACAGCCAUAGUCAUAGCCGUCUUCCUGGGAGCGUCGGUCCUCCUCGCCCUCAUCAUAAUCACAAUCAGGAAGUUCACCGCCUCCUAGAGGGAACACAUCUCACUCCUGUGUGAAAGUGUGUGUGUGUGUGUGUGUGUGUGUUUAGUAUGAAUGUGUGUGUGUGUGUGUGUGUCAGUCCUUCACCUUUCAUGUCCGAGCCUGAACUUUGCCUUUCCCUCAGUCAGAAGCUGAAAAACGUGGCAGGUCCCUUCGAACUGACAGAAAACAUGAAGGAACGAUAGAAACUGGCUGGCUCUUCCAGUACUGUAUGUYUUUUUUAUAUUUUUAUCUCUUCUUAGUCCCCCGCCCCCCACGGAUGUUGUUUUCAUGGUCUAAAAAAGCCUGAAGUGUUCACUAUUUACCUCUACUGUGCUUUCUGCGGUUUUAUCAGGAAAUAUGUCUGUUUUUAGAUUUUUGUGACGUCUCCCAACUUUACUUUGUGCCAUGUGGAAAACAGCCCUCCUGUGUCUCCUGUAAACAGGGUUAGGUGUUUGCGUUACACCUUUUACAAAUAUUUAGGAGUCCAGCAGAAAAAGACGAGAACAUUUCGAACAAUUCGUCCAGGGAGACGUUUUAGUAUUUAUGUCUGCAAAACAAACAUGAAAGAAAUGUGUAGUUUUCGCACUGUUUGUGUCUGUAUAGCUUUACAAAAAAAGAGGAAGUUUACAUUAAAUACUAAAUAAAACAAGACGAAGUUUUGA